AUGAAGCUCCUGACCAGUAUCCUCACUCUCACAGCCCUCGCUGGCGUAUCCGCCGUGCCCAUGUCCAACAGCGCCGCCACAAACACCGUCACCAGUGGCGAAUUCACCUACAACGGCGAAGGAGUCGUACCGGUGGCAUUACCCCACCCCAUGCGGAUUGUGAUCCUGGGAAAUGCCAAUGCCAGGGGAACUAUGGCUGCUGGUCUUGCAAAGGUGGACGCAUGCAGUGCCAGCCGGGACCUGGCUCUGGGACUUGCUGGACUUGAUUUAGGGAUUGCAUCUCGCUAG
Aspergillus bombycis is the source of this 288-nucleotide messenger RNA. RefSeq lists its product as uncharacterized. The coding region runs from base 1 to 288 and encodes 95 amino acids. Lineage: Eukaryota; Fungi; Ascomycota; Eurotiomycetes; Eurotiales; Aspergillaceae. The transcript is spliced from 2 exons. The record is from RefSeq and is a predicted model, not a curated record.